Metarhizium robertsii ARSEF 23 is the source of this 1083-nucleotide messenger RNA. RefSeq lists its product as uncharacterized. The coding region runs from base 1 to 1083 and encodes 360 amino acids. Gene Ontology annotation, molecular function: oxidoreductase activity. NCBI's taxonomy places the organism in Eukaryota, Fungi, Ascomycota, Sordariomycetes, Hypocreales, Clavicipitaceae. The record is from RefSeq and is a predicted model, not a curated record. The transcript has 2 exons.
AUGCCGCGAGUUCUUCAUGUGCAAAAGAUUGAUGGCAAGCCAGGCAAGGUCUACUACCCAAUCAAAAUCAGGGAAGCGCCCUUGCCCGAGGUCGGCCCCAGCCAGCUUCUCGUUCGCAUGGACGCCGCGGCCCUCAACCACAAGGACCUGUUCAUCCGCAGACAUCUCUACCCAGCCAUUUCGUUUGAGAACCCCCUGCUAGCCGAUGGCUACGGCACCGUCGUGGAGGCCGGGGCAGCCGUCAAGCAGAGGGACCUCCUCAACAAGCCUGUCCUUCUCAACCCCAUGCUCAUGUGGGAAUCCGACCCCGUAGGGCCGGAAAAGGGCGUCGUCCUCAUCACCGGCGCGUCAUCGGCGACCAAAACAGGCUGCGCCCAGGACUACGCCCUUGUCGAGGAAGACGAUGUCGUGCCCGCACCGGCGCAUCUCACCCCCGCCGAGGGCGCGGCCCUGCCGCUCGCAGGCCUGACCGGCUGGCGAGCGCUCGUCACCAAGAGCGGCAACGCCGAAGCCGGCAGGAACAUACUUGUUACUGGGAUCGGAGGCGGCGUGGCUAUCCAGGUGCUCCAGUUCGCCGUGGCCAUGGGGAUCAACGUCUACGUUACCUCUGGCGACCAGGCCAAGAUUGACAAGGCCAAGAGGAUGGGGGCCAAGGGCGGCGUCGUCUACAAGAACGACGGCUGGGAGCGCGAGUUGAAGAGCUUGCUCCCCGAGAGCAGACCGUAUAUCGAUGCUGUGAUUGACGGUGCGGGGGGUAACAUCGUCUCCAAGGCCACCAAGUUCCUGAAGCCUGGCGGCAUCAUUUCCCAGUACGGCAUGACGGUUGCGCCCAAGAUGGAGUGGACUAUGCAGGCUGUCUUGAUGAAUAUCGAGCUGAGGGGUUCGACUAUGGGCUCCAAGAGGGAGUUCAGGGACAUGGUCGCCUUUGUGAACGAGAAGAAGAUCCGGCCGGUUGUGAGUAAGACGGUGAAAGGGUUGGCGAAUCUGGAGGGUAUUGAUGGCUUGUUUAAGGAUAUGGAUGCUGGGACACAGUUUGGUAAAUUGGUCAUUGAGAUUAAUGACCGCCCGUCGUCAAAACUGUAA